Falco peregrinus (peregrine falcon) is the source of this 11132-nucleotide messenger RNA. RefSeq names its product BEN domain-containing protein 5. Bases 9849 to 11099 code for a protein of 416 amino acids. The record is from RefSeq and is a predicted model, not a curated record. Gene Ontology annotation, molecular function: metallocarboxypeptidase activity; DNA binding; zinc ion binding. Gene Ontology annotation, biological process: proteolysis; negative regulation of DNA-templated transcription. The transcript has 6 exons. Lineage: Eukaryota; Metazoa; Chordata; Aves; Falconiformes; Falconidae.
AUCACUAGUACCAAAACUUCUAAACCUAAAAGAUAAAAAUUAGGUACUGAAACCCACAUUACUUGCCAAGUAAAUAAACCACUUAGCAAUACGGAUUACUGACAGCCUUCUACUGAUGUUCAUCAAAUAGCAUCCCAAAGACAUGGCUGUCAUUUCAAAGGAAUUUUUAAGACAGAGGCAAUUCUUUUUUUCUUAGCCUUCCUAAGCAUGGAGUUUAUAUUGAUCUUGCUAUUUCAGCAAGGACCACACUUAUGUAAAACCCAAGACAUAAAACAAAGUUAGGCAUUCAUAUGUAAACAAUCUUUUUUUCACUUCCUAUUGUCUUAGAAACUGAAGAUGUAAAAAACAAACCCCUGAACAAGUUAAAACAUGUAACGUGCUGUAAGAGCAGCAAGUAUGCUCACUGAGAGUGUUCUGUCAGAGGAAAUAUAACCUUGGAGCUAUUUGAGGCAUCUAAGAGUGAGUCUAAUCGUUACUUACAUUUCUUACUUCCCACUUCAGCAAUACUUGUCUCUCUACAAUACAGACCCCUAAAUAAAUUACUGAGGAAUAACAAGUAUCCCACAAACCAGCUGAUUUACAGUAACCACCCAUGUUUGUGCUCUUAUAAUUGGUAAACAUGGGUUAAUUCAAAGUAGUUUGCUUUCAGUGAAAGACAUAUGUUACCCUGCAGUAGCCUGGUCACCUCAUGUGCUUCUGCCUUUACAAGUGAUCCGUGAGAAGUCAACUCAAGUAUAAUACAUUGAGCCUGAGAUGGGGGGACACAUGCAUUCCUUUCCUGGGCAUUUUGAGUCGGGGAAAUGAUGUGUCUAGAUGAAGAAAAGGAUCUUUACAACGGGAGAUGCAGAGAGGGUGUCUGAACCCUUUCAGUCAGACGGAGAACCAAAGGCAGGCAUCUCGCUUGCCAGAAAAAGGCCCCAGAGAGGCGUUUAUCAAUUAAAGGUGGGAAACUUCGCUGUGGUGUCCUUCUGGUCUUGCUGGUUGAUUUUUAAAGAAAUGUCUGUCGGCCUGUGUUUUAAAAGAAGGUUUACAUAUACCUACCUUCAAAUGAGAAUUUCAGGCUGUUAAAGUAAGAAGAUGGAGGUAUCCUCUUUCAAUCUUUGCUCCAGAGAAAGAUGGGCGUUACAACACUCCUUGUUCCACAGUUUCUGUGGAUGGGGUUUUGGCAGCUUCCACACUGAGCCCAGAUGGUAUUUAAGAUCUUGUUCUGAGACAUCCCUGGAGGGUAAGCAAUAACUCUGUGGGAAUUCCUGGGUUAUAAAGCUGCAUUACAGGUAUCUGAGGUCCACCAGAGUCCUUUCUGGGUCCAACACCUCUUUGAGUCCAUUUUACAACAUGAGUUGUGAACAAGAAUGGUUACUGUCCUUGUUCUUUUUGAUUAACAGGGGUUUUUUAAAAAAAUACUUUGAUGGUCAGGAGUGAUUUCAGUGAGUUUUGGAGAAACCAUGGAAAAUCAAAAUAUUUGUGCCACAUAUAGUGUCUAAAAUCAGUGAAAAGUCUCUGUGGGCAGUAGCUGAUGAUUAAGGUACAUAUAGAAGCCUCAGUAUAAUGAAAUCACUCUCUCCCCUUUUUGUUAAAUUAUAAUUGGUGUCCUUGUUAGUAAUCACACAAUGGGAUUAAAGACUGCCUUACCCUUGGAGACUGACUAUGCCUUUCAUUGUAGAGAUAGUCCCUCCAGGUCAGAGGCAAGGCAGAUAAUGGUGUCUACUGAACUGUCCUUACUUGUUAAGAAAUGAGUCAAUUCAUCACUUUCCAUAGGUGAAAAUUUAUCUAAACCAUUAUUAGCUUACUUCCCAACCAGUUAACUAUUUAAAGGAGUAUCUUGAGCUACGGCGCUGUGCUGCUUCUGUUUUAGCCCUUAAACAAAAUUCAGCCUUUCUUUGCUCUCUGUGUUUCUCUCAUGUGUUUUUGGAUAAAAACUGUAGGUAUGGUUUAUAUUUAUGUUCAUUAAAUACUGUGAUAUAUUCUCAGUAGUGCCACCUUUUGCUUGUAAUAUAAUCCCUGUUGUCUUCCCACCUAUCUUAUCUUUUCUGUUUUAUUACCUCUUAUAUGUACUACUACAUAAAAAGGGAGCGAAUUUGGAAAAUAUAGGCCAUUCAGAAGAAAUUCUGUGUGUAUCAUAUCAGAGAAUUUGAAAGAUUGUGGAAAUAUUUACAAUUCCCAAAGAGUCAAUCUAUACACCAAGAUUGAAUUUAGGGAUGGACACAAGCCCUGCUUACUGUAGCUGUUAUGGAAAGACUGGUUUUGCAAUAUUUUCUGUCCUCAGAAUAGUAAAACUAGUUGUGAUGAAUUUAGCAAAGUCUGUACGCUGCAGUGCCCCAGACAGUUUCUUAUUUUCAUUGACAUUAUUUUUUUAUCAGUUUGGACUGUACAGUAUCUUCAGUUGGGGUAUGUUCAAAAUAUUGGAUUGCUGUUUUUUUGCAUACAAACCUUAUAAAGGAAAAGAAAUACCAGACUGUGUGUACAAGCAUCAAAAUUUGAUUAUACGCAGGAUCUAAUCUUAAUAUCACACCAUCCUCACUGAAAAGUGCUGCAAGAAUAUUCCAAUUCAUAUUCUGAAUGGUGUGUUUCUCUGCAGACAUUCUGCAGAAUUCUUAUUCUUACUAGGAGAAUAUCAGUAUACUGAACUGAAUAAAAAUGUAUACAUUAAAUUGCUUAUUCAAAUGUCCAGCUUUGAUGUUUGUAGAGAAUUUAAGCAGGAGGCAAUAUAACCUGAGCUUUGUUUUAUUGAUACGAGAGGCUAAUGUGAGUUACAAAACAGGAAAGAAUGAGAAGUUGUAUAAUAUGCUGGCAAUGUGAAAAAAAUGCAGAUUUCAGUUAUUAGCUUUCACAGCUGUAUUUGCAUAGAAAUAUACUAACGGCUGGAUGACAUUUCAUGCAUGAACUUGAUAGAGCAUCCUUAAACAUAUUCGUGUUAGAAGAGCACUUAAAGGGAACCUCGAACUCAAAAAUUCCCGUCUUUGUUUAAAAAAACCCAAAACUAUAGUUUCCCGAGGGUAUUCUAGUACAAGAUAUUUCUUUAUGAAACAAAGCUUUCUUUGUUAUGAGGAAUACUCUGACAGCCUAUAAAGGGACCUCCUUUCUGAUCAUACUUUAAAAAAGAUCCCGAUUCCCCUGAAUGUUAAAUAUUAUUGCACAACAGAUGUUGCUCAGGCUUUUGUGGAAAAUACUGGCAAAGCUUGAAGCCCCUCGAGGUUUCAAACACCUCUUGGGUUAUCAGUUUCCUAUGCCAUUUUCUAUUUUGAGGGAACACCUUCCUUGUAAGUGGGGCAAAGAUGAAUGCUGAUUUUCUGUGCUGUAAGAGAUGAAAGGAGUUACUCUUCCUUAAAGAAAUGGAAGAAUUCCUGGUGGGGUCUAUUGCGGUUAUCCCAUGGUAUGAAUUUUUGGGAGCUGGGUGACAGCAACCCCUUCCAGUUAACAUUUGGUUGCUGUGUGUUGUUGUUUUUUUAAAUUUACCUACCAGCACAGACCAGAUGCAACUUCAUUUGUAAGUCAUAAAUGACAAAAGUGUCUGGUUUUAGUAAAAGUGGAGAGGUUCACAGAGUAUAGUGGAGGUUUUUAUAUCUGUGAGCACUUGCACUUUUAGUUUCCAGCAGUUUUAGCAUUCAGUUUGCCAACUGUGAAGAAUUAUGUUCUUUUAAUUUAAAUGUGAUUAUUAACAAGACACAGCUCAGGAAGGCACUUUUCUGAAAUACUCUGAGGAUUAUUCCUGCUCUGUUAUCUCCCACUCACCCUUCACAACAGGAUUUUAAGUGCCCACAUUAGUUGAUGUUCUUCAGAAGAGCUGCUGGUCCAUCUCUGAUUGUGACUUUCAUUAGAAGUAGAAAACUCUACCUUCUAAAGUGGUGAGACGCGAGCACUAAUUCCUGGGAAUAUUUUCUAAAAACUCACUUUAUACUGAAAUACGGCCAGCCCCGAAAGGCAUUAGGAGUAUGACAAGAGCAUGAAUUAAAACGCACUGAGGUGUGAAAACAUCUCUUUAAGCAGUUUUGACUCUGCCCUCACACAGUCCUAUUCCUGAUGAUGAUGAUUGUCAAGAACCUUCCAAAACAGCAAGAACCAUCUCUAGAGCAUGUCUAUUCUCCCGCUAAAAUCAGGCUUCUGAAGGAAAGUGGACGUGUGAGCCUGUGGAGGUAGCAAUCUGGAAAAAAGUGCAGUCAGUAUAGUAGUUGACCUCUUUUUCUUCUGUGCAUAUCCCAUACUACUUGUGUGAACCUCUCAUGCAGAAUAGGUGUAUGCAGAAAAGAGCUGCAGGAUUGUUUUUCCUGUCAGUAUGAGAUAUAAAUACCAGUUCAAGACAGAACAGUGAUGUACAGAUGUGAGAAUAGAAAACCAAAAUAUAAAUACUAUGAAAAAGGGUCAUUAAUACUGCCUUGCUCAGAAGCUCUGUCUAAAGCAUAACAUAAUCAUGGGCAUUGUCUAGUAAUGAUAUUUUUACACUGAAGCCCAAAGGUUACGAAAAGACUUCAGUCUUUGCCAAAUGAAAGUCACUUUGUCAUCUAAGGUACAGAAGGAAUCAAAUUCUUGCAGUGGUGCAAAAUCCAUGUAUGUACAGCAGCUUUUAGAGUCAAAUUAGUAAAAUGCCUGUCAAAAGCCAGGGAAAAGUCUGGUUUAAAAAAGGAAAGGGAAAAUCUAAAAGAAAGUUUCCUAAUAGAGUGGAAAACAUAUAGGCUGAAGCCAUCAGUGGAUGGUAGUAGCAAUAAAGAUUAUUUGGGCUGCAACACCAGCAUUGUCUUAGAGUAGUUCUUGAAGACCAUGGCAGUGGUACCAGAAGGUCAUGUUCUAAAGGUAAAGUCCACGCACAAGUCAGCUCAGAGAAAAAGUCUUUCCUACUUUCCUCUCAGUCAAGAAGUUUAUAGCAUGGAAAACAGCAUACUGAGCACAGAAGAUGGUAUUUAGUAAGAUGUUGAAUGGUAUACAGCAGGGCGGGAGCUGAAAGUCACAAUGAUUUGAGAGUCAUUUGCAGCUCCCAAACAACCCAGCUUCUGGCUCCCGCUGAGCAAAGGACUGGGUGAGAGCAGGGAGAAUGACUGCUCACGCCGAGGUAAGAUAGCACCAACUGGCAGCAUCUCCUGAUUCCUGUUGACUUUCUCUGGGCACGUUUAACCUGUAAUUUGGAAAAGGAAAAUACAGUCUGGCACACAUUCUUGAAGGGUUGCCAGUCCCAGAUCUAUCCAUUGCAUAGCCUGCCAGAAUGGGAAAGAUAAGCAUCUUACCGACCAGUAUCCACAGCAACAGACACUGGAAUUUUAUCUUUUCAAUACAUAUAAAAACCCAAAGAAAAUAAUUACUUUUUCAUUUUUCAGCAGUUAAUGACUGUCUGGCUUUUUCUUUGGCCCUUGGUUUCUCCAGCCAGCCAUUAACACGGAGGAAAGUGCCUUCUCCAGUGGUCACUUUGGCUUAAUCAUUACCUUUUCAUGCUACAGAAUAUACCAGCUGGGAAAUAAGUGUCUCCUAUGUGAAUGGAUCCAUAAAGUGUUCCUUAGGUUUCAUUUCUUUGAAAGAAUAUUCUGCUAGGACAUGAGAGUUUAAUGUAAAAGAUGAUUGAGUAUUAUCCUCAGCCCCAAGGAAGGUUGGAUCACUCUCAGGAAUUGGGAUUAAAUAGCUUUGCAGUGAUGCCCUUCUCCUUCUGAGGAUGGUUUAAUGCCAUAGAUUUCAAAAGAUUAAAUCUUAAGAAUGUAUCUAUGUAAUCUAGGUUCCCCUACUAUUCUCUUGGUAUUGGAGUGUUUCAGAAAUUAUAUGUGGACACAAAUAUUUUCUCAUCCAUCUUCUAGGAUCAUACAGGAACCGGACCUCUUUUUUGUUUGUUUGAAUUUUAUAUGUAAUCAUUAUGAUGCUGAAAGCAGAAUGUGGCAACAGUGUCUUCAGAGUUAAAAAGUAUUUAAAAAUCCAAAGGGGAACAACCCUCUGGAAUGUCUGUUCUGCUCUGUUUAGCUAGCAAAUUCCCCCCUUGCAACCACCCUCUCUCUCUCAAAACAUCUAGAAGCUGUAUAUGACUUUGUUCAGAGAAAGAUUCAUUUAUACCUGGAUAUUACUUUAUCUUGCACUUCACCAUAAGACAAAAAAUGAGAUACUAUGGAAUGGAAGUAUCUUCUGACCACCAUAUUGAUCAUAUUCUUGGUAAAAAUUAACCAGAUUGUGAGUAGAUUGUGUGCCUGUACAUACAUAAACCUUUGAACAGUCUUCAGUUCUUGUGCAUUGUUAUUUGAGUUAUUCUUUAAGCUUUAUGACUUUAAAUGACAUCGUUAAAAUACAGUGUUACCUAAAAAAAGAAAAAGUUAAUACAGCUUUUCUUCAGGGUAUAUUUGAAACAGCUUUAAACCAACUGUGUAAUAAAUGCACUACUUGGGAGAUAAAUUCACAAGAAAACAAUAGUUUUCUUAGCUGUGUAUUGAAUGCAUAGGGAUUCCUAGCACUAGUCCAGUGUACUGUUAUUGCUGAGUAGUCAGGUAGUAGUGAAGCACCUCCACUUGAAUGGUAAAAGAAAAUGGGAAUUUCUUCAUCAGUAGAUUUAAAAUUGAUAUGGUGUGCCUUGAGGAUUUGGUAUUAAGCAUGGAAGUAAUGUGACUGACGAGCUUAAUUUUAAUGUUUUGCUGUGAAAGAGAUUUAGCACCUGCGUAACUAUUAUUGGUACUAUUAGCUUUUCAUUUUGUAUCUUUAAAGUGGAAACAGAGUGCACAUCAAAACAGCAGGCAUCAGCUUUUGCUUUAAUGCUUUUAUUUUUACUUUUCAAGAAAAAUAACAGCAGCAAAAUAUAGGUGGUGUUCCAAGAAACAGCCACUCAGGAGUCCCACAAGGGUUGGCUGGGACUGUGCUUUGUGGUUUCCUGACUCUUAGAGUGACACUAUUACUUUUUAGGCUGAGGCUUCAUUUGUAGUUUGAAAGUAUGACAAUCUACUUCUCAGCAGGGUUGUGUUGUUUCUAGAAGGCUGGACUUGCUAGAGGGUUUAAAUCUGGUGAGGAUCCAGUAAUUCCCUUAACAAUGAGUUUUAAAACCCACACCUUUAAAAUAGCUCUACGUCUUUAAACCUCAAGCUAACCUCAGUGUUAAAACAGCUGGCCAACUAUUAGUAGAAAUGGGAAAGUUCCAAAAGUAAGGAGUGGCAAUACUUGUCUUUCAUUCUGUGCUUAAAUGGAUCUUUUUCUCAGUUUCACAGCUAACCGACUUUAAAGCCAGAAAUUAACACUAUUCCUUGUAAGCAGAAGAGAAAUGUAUGGGAUCAUUAUUAAUUUCUCAGCAUUAUAAUGCCUUCUGGCUCAGCGUGUGUAAUAGGGACCAAGUGUAAACACGCAUUUAUCAUCCCAACCCUUAAUUUGUUUCCAAAAAUGUCCUUCAGUGGAGAGCUGUGAAACAGCCUUUCUGAAGGAUUUUAGACAUUUUCUUUGCUGCUGAUACAAAGAUCUUUGCUGUAAUUGGACCUUCAAAUGUAAAAUGUUGCAAAUACCAUUUUGAGUGUUCCUUUAAAACCAAAAUAAACCAAAAAAAACCCCCCAAACCACCAACCCAAACAAACAAAAAAAACCCACUACAACCUUGUUUCCUUCACAUGAAUUCUUUCAGUUUUCUUUCAUUGGGAUAAAUAACUCAGGCCUCCUUGCUACCUGAAGACAUCUUUCCUUUUCCGAGUCAACCUAAUUUUUGAGUCCUUAGCUUCUCUUAAUUUCCUCUGUUAUUUUCAGUUUCUCCAUUUUCCUGUGUUCCUUUCCCUCGACAGCAGUCUUAGAUGUUGCUAAUAGAAUUCAGCUGCGGAGGAAAUACAAUCCUGGUAAGUCAGUGUACUGAAUCCCUCACUAGCUACUAAACUUGGUGAGACAAAAUUGCCCUUCACAUAAUUUUAAGUGUCCACGGAGUAAUUCCAGCUAUCAGUCUGUCCUAUUGUCUUUCUGCAGCUCCCUCCAUUGUAACACAAGGUAGAGGAGACAGGAGCACUACAGCUGUUAUUGUUUGAUCAGCAACACAAUCUUUGCUGGAAUUUUAUUUCCCUUGCAGCCUAGCUACUAGAAUACAUUUGUCAUCCAUACUUUGUAGCAGACUUAUAUUUGCCUGUAAUUACAUACCAGCCUGGCAAUACUUUAUUGUUAACAUAAAGUACUGCCAUUUAAAUUCCCAAUCUUAAACUGAAGUAUUUGCAAAACUCUGUAAUUGCUAAAAUAAUAAAGCUGCCAUUACUGUACAGGAAGUUUACAGCUUGUUACUGAAAUACUUACAUCAGCUUAACUAUACCUGUAUGUAUUCAUGUUUUCAUGUGUUGCUUAAGGGACAGACAGACUUCUGCUGGGCAUAACUGUAAGUUUCUGAUACUUUCGCAGAAUGGCUGAGGUUGGAAGGGACCUCAGGAGGUCAUCUUGUCUAGCUUCCUGCUUAGGCAGGGCCGUUGGGAGCAGGCUGCCCAGGACCAUGCCCAGGUAGAUGGCUUUUGAGUUAUCUCCAAGGAUGGAAACUCCACAGGCUCUCAGGGUAACCUAUGCCAGUGCUUAGUCAAAACUUUACUUCAGGUUUUCCAGCUUGUGGUCUGUUCCCAUGUACGAAGUCUAUAAAAGAUAACUAUGAAAAACAAGUUCAGGGUGGUUAAACUCAAUGUAAUGGGUACAGACAGUACUGCAAAUGCCAGAAAAGAGAAUGUAUUUUGGCUUCAUGUUGUGUUGGCUGUUUGCAAACAGAAAACCAGUGAUGCGCCUCUCUUACUCUUUAUUGCUCAUUCUGUGAUUUAUUUCUUGCUUUUAAAUAAUUUUCCACGUAUUAUUAUUAUGUUCCUAAGACUGACUGGUUAAGACCAGCAUGAGAAGCGUGGGUAAGAGUUUGCUGUGAACCACCAGCAAUGUUGCCACAUUAUUCUUUUUUAUCCAGGAAGUUAAAAAUGUCCAUACCUAGUAUGUAAGUCCCACCAAAAUAUGGGGGAUUUGGCACAGUUGCAGCCCCUUGUUCUUACACACCUGCACAGAAUUUCUCAACAAUCUGUGCUGUUCUGGGGGAGGGCGGGAAGCCUACUGUUCCUCCAGGGAUCAGCACUGGACACUGCCAUUUGGUGCAGGUGGUUCUGCGUCACCCUGAAGACCUCCAGGUAAACCCCAACGCUCAGAUUCCGUUGAUGGCUGGCAGGUGGCCGUGUGGCCGUGUUGUGCUGUUGGGCCACAAAGGAUCUGUUCUGCUCUCCUCACACAGCCACUGCCACUUGGGGGUCCCUUCUCCCUGUGCCUGCCAGCACUGCCCCGGCCUCCACGCAGAGCUCCCUGCACGUCGCCUCCACAGAACCGGGCCAGGGCCUGUUUCUCUGGAGCAGGAAUAAGGAGUUUUCAGCUUGGGAAGAGUGCUUCCCGGGGCCUUCCCCGGGGGCGCCGCCCGCAGGGCAGGCGCCUGUGCCAGGGCCCUGCUAGCCCGCCGGUCGGCGAGGCGAGGCCGAGGCCCGGGAGCCGUCCCUCGCCACCCGCCCGACCCCGCAGCCUGCGCGGGGAGGUGCGAGGCCGGGGCGCGGGGGCAGGCCCGGGCCUGCCGGGCAGCCGGCCGAGGCGAACCCGCGCCCCGCGGAAGGGCCGGGACACGCCCGGGCCGCCGGAAGGGGUGUUCCCGCAUGGGCCCGGGCGGGUCGAGGCGGGGGAGCCGGGCGGGGGCUGCUCCUCCCGCGGCCCGCCGCCGCCACCCGGCCCCCGGCCCCCGCCCGCCCCUCGCCGCUCGGCAGCCCGACUCGCGGCGCUCCGCGUUGGAUUGCUCGUGCCUGCCCGGAGCUGGCGGCCGCCCGGCUGGCGGCGCGGCCAGGCGAGCUCAGCCGAGCGCAGAGGCGGAUUUUGAGGAACAAUAACAGAGCGGGGAGCGCGGGACCGGCGCGGCCGCCCCGCCCGCCCGCCGCACCAUGUACGCCUUUGUGCGGUUCCUGGAGGACAACGUCUGCUACGCGCUGCCCGUCUCCUGCGUGCAGGACUUCAGCCCCACGUCCCAGCUCGACUUCGACAACCAGAAGGUCUACACGGUGUACCGCAACCCCGAGGAGGCGGAGGAGGACGACGAGAGCCCCGGCGAGUGGGGCGACCGCCUGCUGCUCCACAAGGCCCAGAUCCUGGCGCUGGCAGAGGACAAAACUGACCUUGAGAACAGUGUGAUGCAGAAGAAAAUUAAAAUCCCCAAACUCUCUCUCAAUCACGUAGAAGAAGCUGGGGAGGUUACAGAUUAUGGGGAAGAAGAUGUGGAGCUUAGACACAGUAAGAGACAAGAUGGGAGGAAACAAAGUGAAGGUACACACAAAAGCAUUGAAGCAGUUGUUGCUCGCCUUGAAAAACAGAAUGGGAUGAGUCUCAGUAAUACUUCCAGCCCUGAGGAGGCUUUUAUGGAGACUUCGGAAGGCAUGAACAACAUGGACGAUGCUGUAGUUCCUCGGAUUCUGUAUGAAGAAUUGCUGAGGAGUUACCAACAGCAACAAGAAGAAAUGAGACACAUUCAACAGGAGCUUGAGAGAACGCGCAGACAGCUUGUGCAACAGGCAAAGAAGCUAAAGGAGUAUGGGGCACUCGUGUCAGAAAUGAAAGAGCUCAGAGACUUGAACAGGAGGCUCCAGGAUGUACUGCUUCUAAGACUAGGUAGUGGACCUGCCAUUGAGCUUGAAAAAGUAAAACCAGAAUCAAUUGAGCCUGAACCUGAGGUACAGAAGACCUUCAGUGAGGAAGCAAAUACAUCAACGUACUAUCCUGCCCCCGUUCCAGUAAUGGACAAGUAUAUUCUCGAGAAUGGAAAGGUCCAUCUUGGCAGUGGAAUUUGGGUAGAUGAGGAGAAAUGGCACCAGCUGCAAGUAACACAAGGAGAUUCAAAGUAUACAAAAAAUCUAGCGGUUAUGAUUUGGGGAACAGAUGUUCUCAAGAACAGAAGUGUCACAGGAGUUGCAACCAAAAAAAAGAAAGAUGCCGUUCCCAAGCCACCUCUCUCACCUCACAAAUUAAGCAUUGUCAGAGAAUGUUUGUAUGAUAGAAUAGCACAAGAAACUGUGGAUGAAACUGAAAUUGCACAGAGACUCUCCAAAGUCAACAAGUACAUCUGUGAAAAAAUCAUGGAUAUCAAUAAAUCAUGUAAAAAUGAAGAAAGGAGGGAAAGUGCAAAGUACAAUUUGCAAUAAAUUUUGGAUUUUUAAUAAAGUCUUAGUGUUUUA